GUAAAGUCUAUCUUGACCGAAAAUCGCUGUAUUGAUCUAGGUUUGACUUGCAUAGUGGAUGCAUGUGAGAACUUUGUGUACGUUCCUCCGAGCUUUUGUUUCUGCCACUUAAAACUUCACACUGACAAUCGAAUGUUUGUUCGACUUAUAAAGCGUGUCAUGUCUAGAGCACUUUAGAACAGCUGAAUGCAAUGGAUUGUUUAAUGACGUCCUGAUGCAGUGGCGUAACGUGGAAAGAUGACGAAGAGGGUGGUGGGGCUCUUGCCCCUUUUUGAGAUUUACUUCUUAGCUUGCCUUGUCACGCUGACGAUUGGUAUACAGAGGGACCAAGGCAUCUCGGACACUCGUGCCUAUGCGGGACGCAUCUUUACUCUCGAAAUACCGAAAAACGCUUUCAAAGGUGCUAUAGAAAAAUUGGAGGUAACUGAAGCGGGCGAGAGUGGCUUACCAAGUUGGUUAGAGUUUGAUCAGAAACAUCAUACUUUUAAGGGAGUGCCGAGUUCAUCCGAUGUUGGGCAGCUCUACGUAUGCGUGAAAGCUUUAACUCAUGAUUCUUCUGCUAAAGAUGUGUUUUCCAUAGAAAUAACAGAAGAUGCACCUAUAACUGACUAUUGUCCUUUUGGAAAAGACGAAACGAUCGUAAGCGUGGUUUUCGAUGCGACUUUGUCUGAUCUGAAGCCGCCCGAAAAAUUUAAUAUAUUGAGCUCUGUUUCGAAAUUCCUCGGUGCUUCAGAACCAAGACUAAAAUUGUCCUCUUUGCAUCGCGAUGAAAGUGCAUUCGAUCCUGGUGCUAUUAGAGCUGGUCCUGGUAACGCUCUACAAAGAAAUUACGAAGGAACUCAAAUACAGUUUAAAGUUGGAUGUGGGGGAGAAGUAUCUUCCGAAUCUGAACCAAUUUUGGAUAAUCUUGAAAAGUCAGCUUCCAAUGGAGAAUUGUCUGAUACGAUUGGAUACCUGAUCGUUGGUUGGCAAGUAUCGGGUACGAGUAAAGUAAUUCAAAAUGUCCGAGAAAAACGAAAUGUUACUCCAUUUAAUGCAACCCCCGUACCUAAAAUGCACAUAACUCGAUGGCCAACAUUUACAGAGAGAGUUGAUGAAGCUGAAACGAGAGAAAUUGUACCUGAUGUAAGAAUCGUCCCCACAAUGUCAUCGCCACGUUUCGUUGAUCGCACAGAUGACCAUAAGCACAGGCAUCAUCACGGACAUGAUCCUAUACGAAGAGAACAUAUGUUUAUAUCAUAUGAAAUUCAUGCCUCGCCUACUUAUCAUUAUCAUCCUUUGCCGUCUAGUCGGCGAGAAUCUGGAGGAACUCCUGUUGUUACUCCGGUAUUACUUCCUGAAAGACCCACGACUGCUGUCUUACCGACUCGAAUAUAUGAUGUUGACGGAACAGUAUCAAUUACACGAGAACGACCGAGACCACCAUCUGAGGAUAUCUUAUCGAGAUGGUAUGUUCCUACGAGUGAUUUCGCUACAGUGGAUAUUUUACCAACAAAAAGUCGAUCCACUGUUGAGCCAACGAAAGUCAUACCCCAGAUGCCCAAUUUCAAACCGACUGUUAAUAGUAGAACCAAAAAAUUGUCUUUGGUUGCUGGAAAAGCUUGGAGUUAUACCAUUCCUAUCGAUACAUUUAUAGACAUGGAAGAUGGUAACACUAGAGACUUGAAGUUGAUGUUUAUGACAUCGGAAAGGACUUCAUUACCUUCCGGAUCUUGGAUUCAGUUUGAUCCAGAAAAUCAAGUUAUUUAUGCUUUACCGACGAGUGAAAACAUUGGUAAACAUGAAUUUGUUCUGGAAGCUAUGGACAGUGAGGGCGCCUCCACGUUUGAUAGAGUGGAAUUACACGUGUGGCAACAUCCUCAAGCGGAUGCCCUAACACAUUCAUUUACAAUGACUGUCCGUUACAACAAAUGGCAAUAUCCUGUCGGAAUAGACUGGCAGAUUGAAAUCCUCAAUAGAAUCGCACUCAUGUUUGAGGACCGUGACAAUUCCAAAUUAAGCAUGGUAAAUGCUACGCUGGAUCCUGUUAAAAUCACGUGGACGAAUGACACUUUACCAACGGAUCACUGCCCGCUGGAAAAAAUCAAAAAGAUUUACGAUAUAAUUGCUACAGCGGAACACCAUCCUACGAAAGAGAUGAAAAAGAUAAUGUCCCCUGAAUUUAGAGUUCAGGAUAUCAAUGUGAAUUAUCGUGGUGUUUGUGAAGGUGUUGUUACCACACCACCACCUCCUUUGAAUUUCUCACCCAUCUUACGAAAUGCCAUCAAACAGAUUAACGUUACUGUUGGUGAUAUAAUUAAAUAUAAAAUACCAGAAAAUACGUUCUACGAUUUUGAAGAUGGGCCAACGCGUCAUCUACGUUUAACUUUGUUAACUUCUGAUAAUAUUCAACCACCUAAGUCAUAUUGGCUACAAUUUGAUUCUCGUAGUCAAGAAAUUUAUGGUCUGCCUACAGAUAAUGAAGUUGGUCGACAUGAUUUCUUAAUAAAUGCCGUCGAUAGUGAUGACCACGUGGUACCAGACAACUUCAUCAUUCAAGUAUUUCGUUACCCGAUGCGUCAAAGACCGCCUGUGGAGUUCAGUGUUCAGUUCGAUCUCGAUUACGACGAGUUUCAGUCUGAUACUAGUAAGAAAACUCUGGUUGCCACUAAAAUCGCGAGGCUCUAUGGAGAUCCAGACCCUAGGUACAUAACUAUUACAAACAUAACACGUGGCUCGGUGGUAUAUAGUUGGAGUAACAAGACACUUGGGUAUGAGUACUGCCCUCUAGAAAAAAUUAAUCACCUCGUGAAAUACAUAAUUAAUACUGAUGGUUCUCUUUCAUCGAAUUUAAUUCAAAUCAUGGAGCCAGAAUUUAGAGUUGUUAGUGCCAACGCUGAACCGACAGGAAUUUGCUUAGGUGGCGUUGCGCCUACUUUCGUAAAUAUCACCACUACAACUCCUACACCAUCACCAUCGCCUGAUGAACUGGAACCUACAUUGAAGACUUCUACCGACGACGACAUAUACAUUACUACCAUUGUUCCGGCAAUAGUCAUAGCGGUAAUGCUUGUCAUAGCGGCUUUAGUAGCUUACUUUUUGUACUGGAAGAAAAGGAAGGGCAAAAUGAGCUUAGGAGAUAAGGACUUUAUUGGAAGUGGAGUUCCCGUAGUGUUUGCGGGUGAGUUAGAAGAACAAAAACCAGAUCCUGGAAAAGCCCCGGCUAUAAUGAAAAAUGAGAAGCCCCCACUAUCCACAGAUUAUUUGUUUAAUCCAUUUCGAAGGGGCACGGCUACUGUUCAAGAUUCAGUACCACCAACAACAGCUAAAACUCGUGAUAGUGCGCAUCUUAGAGACAGAAAAGAAAAUGCAACGCUUUAUAAACCUCCACCACCCUUUGCAUCCAGUAGAGAGCCAAAAAGCACACGCCCAAAAAGUACUCAAGCAUAUAGACAUGCUACAUACGUGCCACCUUAAAUUUCCUUUUACUUUCAUUGAAAAUAAAAAUAAAAACAAUUCUUUAGAUCUCAUAGAAUGAGUAACAAAGUGAUAAUUUUAUGUUCACACGAAUUUCAUUUAAUUUCUUAGAUCGUCAAUAAUUUGUCAUACUGUUUAGUGCUUCUUGUGUACAUACAUACUUAAAAAAAAGCUUCGGAAAGUGACAAAUUUAAUGUAGCUUGCAAUUUUAGUUUGUUUUUAGUUUAUUACUAGAAACUUAAUGAGGUGCACAAAAUUAUUAUGUUUUACCACUUUGUUUGUAACUUUAAAAAAAAAACUAUGAAAAGUUAAAGUAGAUCCAAAAAAAGAAGUAUUAACUUUGUGCUGUAUAUAAAAAAAAGUAAAACAACCUGAAAAAAAUACGAGAAAAAGCACUUGUUUGUUUUAAGUAAAGCAUUCCAACAACAGCCCGGUGUAGGCCAAAGGGUCAUGAUGACAAAGGCUGAGCAAUUUUGUGACCAACGGCAUUAUUGUGGAAAAUAUGGUCUUCAUAGAGCACAAGCCGCCUUUACUUCCCCGACAACAAGCUGAUAUCCAUCUAUCGGAAUCUAGAUUGGCAGUCACUGGGGAUCGAACCCAGUCUUUUCCAAUGACAGUUCAGUAUCUUUAUCCAGACAGUCAUAGCGACUCACUUGUCUGUUUAUGCGACAUUUUUUGUGCUUUUUUCACGUUGUUUUAACUUUAUUUUCCUGUACAUGUUGAUUAAAAAUUACUAUCUGAUCACCAAUGAUUAGAAUAUUUUUAAAUAAACGCUAUAAGGUUAAAACUAAAACAAGAUUCAAAAAAUAACUUUUUUUUGCUCUGCUCUUUAACUCUGUAUGGUCACAAAAAUGACAUUUAAAAAAAAAAAAAAAUUAUGUUUUUCGAAAACUUUCUAAAACAUGUUUAAAUUUGAGUCUCAUAUUCUUGCAUAAGUUUUUAGACAGAUUGAAUUAUGUCUACCCUUAUUGGGUAGCCAUUUUCUAAUAAGAUUACUCUUUGCUUCAUUCAGCUAAUAUUACACAAUUAUUGUUACGGUCAAAUGACGUGAUCGACAGUUGAGCCGAUCCUGCUUCUAAUUUACACAGUAAUCGUAUCUGGAAACAGUACUCAUUUUGUAAUCUUAGAACACCUUGAUCCUACCCGGAAUCGAGCCCACAAAUUCCGGCGCUGAAAUGGGGUCUGAGUGGUGGUUUGUCACAUAUGUAGGAAGAAACUGCAGUAACUUCAUCCUAACGUUUAUUACAAUUAUCCUUGUGACCAAACUGCUUUUAUUACCUUGUCCUUGUGAAGAAAAUUUGUUACAAAUUUGAUAAAUACUUUCAACUUGUAUGUUUUUUUAUUUUAUCUUUACUGUCUGUAUAAUGACAAUAAUUUUGACUAUCCUCUUAAUGAUAUAAAAAUGAUUUUUUUUUUACAGAUUCCAUGUAUAUAUUUUAUUUAUAUUAAUAUUAUACUGCAUAAAUAUAUUUAAAUCUGUUAUCAAAUGAAUACUAAACAGCAAAAUAUUGUAGAAUUAUUUCACAUUUAAAAUAUUGCAAGUUAAUAUUCUUUUAUACAAUUUCAUGCCUAAACAAUGUUAACCUUUAGAACUAUUUUGUCCUUAAAAUGGCUAAAGAAAUAAUUACCUCUACCAUAAAUAAAAGAAAAUAUUUUACAAGCUUAGAUUUCAUAAUUGAUAUCGAAACAAAGACAAAAUUAAUUAAAAUUUAAUUAGAACUAAACUUUAGUUAGUAUUUAGUAACGUUUAAAUAUGUAUAAAAAUAUUUUUAAUAGUUCGAAAAUUAUUAUAUUCCUAUAUUUCAUAUAAAAUUUAAAAAAAUUAUUAUGAAAUAAUACACAUAUUACUUUCUUUGUUCUUAAGUUAUGAUAUAAGGAUGGGGCCAAUCUGAGGGCAUGGGACCCGUUUUUGACCACUCAUCGGGAAGUUUUUCCCUUCGUAUUAGAUUAACAGUAUCGCCACUCCAGUAAAAUAAGUUUAUAAAAUUUUAAAAUUCUAGAAUGAACACUAAUGUUCUUGACAGGAUUUUUUUUUAAAUCACUUUUAUUGGCUUUAGUGUACUGUCUUACGCAGCACAAAGCGUUAAAAUUACGAAUCAGAUAAGUCAUAAUUAGUAUUGUAAAAGUUAAAUACAAAAAUGUUUUAAAAAAUUUAAGCAAUUUUUUAAUUUAGUCCCUAAAACGAAGUUAUAUCCAUAUUUCUGCUGUCACUAUUGAAUUCAUUGUUUUAAAACCAUAUUUUUACAGUAUGUUUGAAAUAUUUCCAAAUCAACGGCCACAUAGUAAACCAAAAUGAGACUUUAACAAAAGGACACUUUCGAAAUACUGAGUUAAUAUGGUUUUUGCUCAACGAUUUAUAACUCAUCUGCAACCUUACUUUCCAAAAUGGGAUCUAUUUCAAAAAGUUAAGAUCAAGAUUAGAUUUAUACUUAAUCUUGAAACAUUAAUCCGCACCAUUUUUAAUCCUAAGAAAAUACAAUUCUAAUUAUUAUUUGCAGCAUUUGAUAAUGUAGAAGUAUGUACGUAAACCAAAUAUGUAUUAGAUAUUAUUUUUGGUUCAAACCUUUCUUUUUGUAAAUAAGAAUAAAUGUGUUUAAAAAAUAUAGGCAAUAACAUCAAAUAUUUUUCAAACGCAUAUUGUUAUAUUGCUAAAGCUAAUUACUUUACUUAGACUUAUGAUAUAGUUAAUGUUUUUCAGAGUCUAAUUAAUGUGUGCAUUUAAGAUUCCUCGUUGUUUUGACAAACGUCCAUCCACGUAACUCAAAUAUAUAUUUAAAAUGUACUAUAUUAAAAAUAAAUAUUGAUAUUAAGAAAAAGCUAUAUCUAUGUAUUACAUAUUUAUCUUUUUCAAGAAUGAAUUGAAAAAAAAAUGUUUUAAAUAUUCGUAUAGCUCAUUAAGAAUUUCAAAUUUUUGAAGUUUAAAAAGUUUUAUAAUCAAGAUUGCCAUUAUAUAUUCGUAAUUUGGCUAUUUUUUAACCCCUAAAUAGUCAAUACUUAUUUAUUAUUAUUCUCUCUAUCUUUACAACGGUGCGUUCAACUGUUAAACGAGUUUUCUGCGACGAACUAUUCCAAUUAUAAAUACUGCUAUUUUCAUUUCCAAGCACUACAUAUAUCAACAAAUACAAUUCAAAAUCGCCAAUGACACAGUAAUCAGUUUCCCUCAUUUUACAAUUAACGACAAAAUCUAAUUUUAUAUUUCUUGACAAUUUUAAUUAUCAAAUAAUAAAUUUAUUCUCUUUUAAAAGAUAAAAUUUUGUAUUACAAUUUAUGACUAAUUUACUAAAUUUGUUAGACAGAAAGUAUUGAAAAGCUAUAUCAAUUAAGUAUGUUGAAUUUGUUUUUUGAUUGAUUUUAUUAUUCAUACUUUAUAAAUCAAUAAAUUCUUUCAAUAAAUACUAAAUAAUUUCCAAAAAUAAUCUGGAACUAUGUUUACAAAAAUAAAAUAUAUAUAUAAAUAACAUGAGAGAAACGGAUGGUACAAUCUUGUACCUUUUCAAUAUUUCUUCACUUUGAGCAUGUACAGUUAGCAUUCAGUUGUAUAGUUAACAUCAAAUUAGGUGACAUUUAUUUCUUUAUGAACUAUUAAAUCUAGGAAAAUUUCAGCUAUAUUAAGACUUUUGUAACCUUGUCUACCUAGAACCAAACGACCGCUUGGUACUUUUUUUGUGAUCAUUAUUUAUUUUUUAAAAAUCCUUUAAACUAUAUAUAUAUAUAUAUAAUUUUUUUUUUGGUACCAUGCAUCGUUCUAGGCAGGAAAAAAAACUGAUCUUCUGUUAACCCUAGAUAACUUAACAUUCGUCUAAUAGACUACCGACACCUGCUAAUUUUACGAAUUUGAGAUUUUCCUGUUGAGCUCACACUACCUUCAUUACUAGUAAAAUGAGUUAUCCAAAGGUGAUAAGCACAGCUGUACGCUUAUUUUUCCAGAUUUACUGUAAUCGUCGUCGAAUGUUUAAUUAUAGCAUGCAGAUGUUCGCGUCGAUACCAUCGUGUUUUUUCAUUUUUCCUGUAUUUUAUAACUAUUCUAAAUAUAUUUUUUUUCUGUCUAAGAAAAGUAGAAUGACAAAAUACAUAAGCAACAAGGCUUCUCGUGGUGAGCACUCUUUAACUACUGACAAGAGUGCAAACGAUAAUUUAAAUUUUUUAAUGGAUAUUAUAGAUCAUUUUUUUAAAUUGCUUUAAAUACGCUAAUAAUUUGAAAUAUAUGAAGGAAAUAUACUUGUUUAACACUGAUUUAAGUUUAUUUAUCUAGGGUAAAAUAAAUUUGACAUCUAUAAAAUUGUAUUUUAACAUUCUAAAAAAUUUUAUUAUUUAUUUAAACGUUGCUAUUGUGUCGUUUCAAUUUCAUUGCCCAUGUAUUUUGCUUGUGUGAUUUUCUGUACAUAUGCUAACUUUAAUUUAAACCAAAAUGGUUUAUGAAUGUGCCAAAUAUAAUUUUUUCUUCUGUUUUCUCCAUAUUACAAUCAUAAAAUAUCGUAUUAUAGUUGAUAAUUGAAAUGAAGCAUUAAUUUCAAAUAUUUUAAUAAAUGUUGAAGUGUGCUAUAAAUGUUGAAAGCUAUUUUAUUCUAAGCGAUGCUUGUAAAUUUAUUUUUAUUGCAUUUAUGUGUUUAACUCGAGUGCUUUUCUCAUGUGUAGUUGAACUUGUUAAAGUUUUUCAUUCACAAAGAACAUAAUAAUGUUGAAAAUAUUUAUGAAUUAAUUUAACAAAACUAAAAUAAAUCAAACAUAAGUCUCCUUUUUUUCCUCUCUAAAAACUUCUAAUAGAUUGUAAUUUUUUAAUUCAAUAAAAAAUUUUAUAAAAUACAUUGGAAUAAUUUAUUGGGUUGAGAUUUUAAGUGAUCUUGAUGUUUCACCACAUUUAUAAUUUUCUUUUAUCUUUAUUUCGGAUAUUUGAAUAGAACUAUAACAAAUGUGAGGUUUUAAAAGUAGUGAUAAUCUAUCCAGGGGUAGCAGCAAAGUUUUUUAAAAUUUUAGGGUAAUUUUUGGACUUUUUUCAAAAAAUUUUAGGGAUAAUAUAUGAUUUUGUUAGGAUAAAAACAGAUCACACGGUAGUUUAUUACAUAACAGAAGAUUAUUACAAUUCAUCCACACAUAUCAUAAAUAAUUGCAAGCCAUAAAAUAAAGCUCUGAAAUUUAUUAAGUCAAGAAUGAAAUCUCUAAAGUGUAAAAAUGAAAUUUCAACUUUACAUAUUACCUAUCAGAAAUUAAGUGCAUAAUUCAGGAACAGGCAAAAGUGAGAAUAAAUCAAGAGAAAAAAUAAAUUAACACCAACUUGGAUUUUUAUUUAAUUUUUACCUUCUUAAUCAAAACUUUAUUAUUACCCUUUACCUUACUUUAUUAAGAAAAACUAUUGUGUGAUAUUAUUAGAUUUCAAAUCAGCAAUUUAUAUUAGAAGUUAGAGAAAAACAAAUUAAUCAUGAUCAUUUUUCUAAUAUAUUCUUGAUAUGAUUUGUGAGAUUCUUUUACUGCCCUCAAUAGUGUUGUGGUGAUCUUCAACACUCCUCCAUAAUUUCGAAUGGUAUCUUUGAUUAGUCUAAGAGACAUAAUAGUAUUCUCAUGGUGACUCACAUUAAGCAUUGCUUUAUUUA
This is a messenger RNA of Parasteatoda tepidariorum (common house spider), 9044 nucleotides long. RefSeq names its product dystroglycan 1. NCBI's taxonomy places the organism in Eukaryota, Metazoa, Arthropoda, Arachnida, Araneae, Theridiidae. The record is from RefSeq and is a predicted model, not a curated record. Gene Ontology annotation, cellular component: sarcolemma; dystroglycan complex; dystrophin-associated glycoprotein complex. Gene Ontology annotation, molecular function: laminin binding; calcium ion binding. Gene Ontology annotation, biological process: nerve development; axon guidance; morphogenesis of an epithelium.